Aspergillus fischeri NRRL 181 is the source of this 1080-nucleotide messenger RNA. RefSeq names its product WD40 repeat domain-containing protein. The transcript is spliced from 5 exons. Lineage: Eukaryota; Fungi; Ascomycota; Eurotiomycetes; Eurotiales; Aspergillaceae. Gene Ontology annotation, cellular component: catalytic step 2 spliceosome. Gene Ontology annotation, molecular function: protein binding; RNA binding. The record is from RefSeq and is a predicted model, not a curated record. Bases 1 to 1080 code for a protein of 359 amino acids.
AUGUCGGGAGAGAAAAGACCAGCACAGGCAGCCUUUGGCUCCUCAAAUCAACUUGUCGUCAAACGAAAGAAGUCCGACGGGGAUAUCAAUGCUGGGACGGCUGUUGUGAAAUCCUCAUCUCAGAAUGGAACUCUUGUGCAAGCAAUUCCUCGCACCAGCGGGCUUGACGCCCCCAUUAUGGAGCUGACAGGUCAUUCUGGCGAGGUCUUCACCGUGCGAUUUGACCCCACAGCACAGCACAUUGCGUCUGGCUCGAUGGAUCGGUCUAUAUUACUUUGGAACACAUAUGGGCAAUGCGAGAAUUAUGGCGUUCUGACCGGCCAUCGAGGGGCGAUCCUGGAUUUGCAAUGGUCGAGAGAUUCACGGGCGAUUUUUUCCGCAUCGGCGGAUAUGACACUAGCGAGCUGGGACUUGGAAACUGGGCAGAGAAUACGACGCCACGUUGGGCACGAGGAGAUCAUAAAUUGUCUUGACAUCAGCAAACGAGGCCAGGAGCUCCUGGUUAGCGCGAGCGACGACGGUUGCAUAGGGAUUUGGGACCCACGACAAAAGCAUGCUAUUGAAUACCUCGAAACAGAGCUUCCCAUCACCGCAGUAGCUCUGUCGGAAGCAGGAAACGAAAUCUACAGUGGAGGCAUUGAUAAUACAAUUCACGUCUGGGACUUGCGAAAGAAGUCUGUUGUGUACUCCAUGGCUGGCCAUACGGACACCGUCACGUCCCUGCAGAUUUCGCCGGACUCGCAGACCCUGCUUUCCAACUCUCAUGACUCAACGGUGCGCACUUGGGAUAUUCGGCCCUUCGCUCCCACAAAUCGACACAUCAGAACAUACGAUGGUGCCCCGAUGGGGCUGGAGAAGAACCUGAUCAGGGCAAGCUGGGAUCCAAAGGGUGAAAAGAUUGCAGCUGGUAGCGGCGAUCGAAGUGUUGUGGUCUGGGACUUCAGGACUGGGAAACUUCUAUAUAAGCUUCCUGGACACAAAGGCACCGUCAACGACGUGCGCUUCUCGCCGAAUAAUGAGCCCAUAAUUGUAUCUGGAUCGUCAGACCGGACGCUCAUGCUUGGUGAGCUCGGAAAAUAA